Messenger RNA from Aspergillus chevalieri, 1248 nucleotides. RefSeq lists its product as uncharacterized. Bases 1 to 1248 code for a protein of 415 amino acids. NCBI's taxonomy places the organism in Eukaryota, Fungi, Ascomycota, Eurotiomycetes, Eurotiales, Aspergillaceae. The transcript has a single exon. The record is from RefSeq and is a predicted model, not a curated record.
AUGCCUCCCGUCCAACAAGUCUGGGACUUCCCCGGCAUUCCGGGGGAUGUCUUCUUCGACCACAAAUUCUCACACUCGCCUUCAGCAUCCCCAUCACCAUCACCAGACAUAUACAUCGCCAAGCGUGACAUCGACACCUCCUCAACCGAAAAUGGAAAAUCCAUCACCGCCCGCUCUGACAAAACCUACGUCCCCGGCAAAGGCACCGUCGACCCGCACCACAUCAACAUGCAGGGCCUGCUCGCUCUAUUUGCGAUUCUGGGCGCCGCCUUCGUCAUAGCGGGGAUCUGGUUCUUCUUCUGGGCGAAAAACGGCGGGUUCCAGUGGCGCAAGGGCGAUUGGGAGGAGUACAAGUCUACUGUUCUGCGACGGAAGGGUCCGGACGGGAAGACGUUGAGUAAUGCUACGAAGAGCACGAAGCUUGGUGGCGGGAGUGUCGUGGGCAAGGGAUAUAGUGACUGGGAGGGAGAGGGUGAUGGGUACACGGAGAGUGGACUCGGGUAUGCAGAUACGGCUACGAAUCUGACUAAGAAGACCGGAAGAGAUAGGAGACAGCGGUUGAAGGAUAUCGCGAAGAGACGAUUCAUGCGGAAGCGUGCUGAGGAGCAGUCAUGGAAUGGCGAGGAGUAUGAAGAUGAGGAUGUGCGCGCUUAUCGGAAGGAGAAGGCCGCGAGGGUUGGUGGGAUUAACCAUGAGGCUGAGGGGACGUAUCACGGGAGUGAUUAUGAUACUUCUGCGCCGCCAACGCAGUAUAAUCAGAGUGAGAUGAGUGAAGUCCGGGACUAUGCUUUUGCUCCGCCAGUUGCGGCACGCCACAAGAGUCAGCGCCAGUCUCGCAAUUUCUCAUUCACGCCUGGUACCGAGAGUCAAGUCACCGGUGAUCCGUCUUACCAUCCCCGCGACACUGGCAACCGUCGUAUCCGCGAACCCUCUGCCCGUCGCCACAACCGCCGUCGUGAACGCCGCCGCAACCCGCCUCCGCCUACAUCUUCGUCUUCAUCGUCCCGCCAGGAUAGCCAUUACCCCCGCAAGCAACGCCGCAGCAACGGCGGUGGCCACUACACCGAGUCAUCUCUCGGCUCGCGGUCAGAAUUCAACUCGAACCUAUACUCCGAGGACGAGAGCGGGACCAGGAGCUACCACCAUCCAAUCCCGGGAUUGACCAAGGGAUACCGCCGUGAUGGCGGACGAGGCAGACGGAGGGAUAGUUUGAGUGAGAGUGACGGGGAGGAGACAAGGUAUUCUUAA